ACAUUUUAUCCUGUCGAAUAAAAAUUUUUUUUUAUUUCUAUGAGUGUAUUUUUCAUUUCUGUAAACAAAUUCUAGUUAUGAACAUUAAAGAUGUAUAUCUAGAUUACCCAAACAGACGACCAUGCCCGGUACCCAUCGAACAGACCACGCAGGCCCGCCAUUUCCUGAUGGAGUACAUCGAUACGUUCCUUGUGGCUACCUUUGCCGACUUCUUUACCUACCCGCUGGACGUGACCAAGACACGUUUACAUUUGCAGGGCGAGGCCGCGGAGAAGGCUGCCGCUGGCAUACCCAAACGUGGCAUGUUCGGCACACUGUUUGGAAUGAUGCGUGAGGAAGGACCAAGUGGUCUUUACAGUGGCCUGAUAGGAAUGGUUAUCCGAAACCUGUUGUUCAAUGCUCCUCGUGUCGUUAUCUACGACUAUGCACGCCAGCAGCUGAUCUAUAUGGAUGAAAAUGGCAAGGAAGCGUUGCCCAUAAUGCAAGGAUUUCUUGGCGGCUGCCUGGCCGGCUGCCUGUGCCAGGCAAUUGCCAAUCCGCUGGACAUAGUCAAGAUACGCAUGCAAAUGGAGGGCAGACAGCGCUCACUCGGCUAUCCAGAGCGCGUGAGGAAUGUGAUCCAGGCGCUGCAGUCCAUCUAUGCCCAGGGCGGUGCGAAGAGCUUGUGGAAGGGCGUGGUGCCAAGCUGUCUUCGGGCCACGCUCAUGACAGCGGGCGACACGGCCUGCUAUGAUCUUAGCAAGCGCCAAUUUAUAACCCUGCUGGACAUGGAAGAUGGGCGCAUUAUACAGUUCCUGGCAUCAGUAUCCGCCGGCUUGGCGGCCACCAUACUGAGCACGCCAGUCGAUGUGGUCAAGUCGCGCAUCAUGAACCAGCCGUUCAGUGACGAGGGCCAGGGCCUGCGCUACAGGAACGCUUUAGACUGUUACUACAAGCUGAUUACACAGGAGGGCUUCUUUGCCAUGUAUAAGGGCUUUUUGCCCUGCUGGUUACGCCUUGGUCCCUUGUCGAUUAUAUUUUGGUACACGUUCGAGCAAUUACGCCGAGUACAGGGCGAGACCGGAUUCUGAAUGAAUAUACCCCAGAUUUAGGUACAAAUGAUGUACGGUAAAAUGUUUGUAAAAUUG
This is a messenger RNA of Drosophila montana, 1127 nucleotides long. RefSeq names its product mitochondrial uncoupling protein 4C-like. The record is from RefSeq and is a predicted model, not a curated record. The coding region runs from base 78 to 1070 and encodes 330 amino acids. Gene Ontology annotation, biological process: response to cold. NCBI's taxonomy places the organism in Eukaryota, Metazoa, Arthropoda, Insecta, Diptera, Drosophilidae. Gene Ontology annotation, molecular function: transmembrane transporter activity. The transcript has 2 exons.